Pyrus x bretschneideri (Chinese white pear) is the source of this 1122-nucleotide messenger RNA. RefSeq names its product LIM domain-containing protein WLIM2b-like. Gene Ontology annotation, cellular component: actin cytoskeleton; plasma membrane. Lineage: Eukaryota; Viridiplantae; Streptophyta; Magnoliopsida; Rosales; Rosaceae. Gene Ontology annotation, molecular function: actin filament binding. Gene Ontology annotation, biological process: actin filament bundle assembly. The coding region runs from base 178 to 846 and encodes 222 amino acids. The transcript is spliced from 5 exons. The record is from RefSeq and is a predicted model, not a curated record.
GGUCGUGGAAAAAUAUCCGAGUUAGUUCAAUCUCUGUCAAAAUUCCAAGCAAUUUAGAGAUUGAACUUCCACGGUUUCUUGCUGAACGCUCAUUACAUCUUGUUGCAAUAUCCUUUGUCCUAGCGAUUAAACCAUCUUUUUUCUGUUGAUUGGUAUAUUUGUGAUAAACAGGAAAAAAUGUCGUUCAGCGGGACCCAACAGAAGUGCAAGGCUUGUGAUAAGACUGUUCAUUUCAUUGACCAGUUAUCUGCUGAUGGUAUUGCCUACCAUAAGACCUGCUUCAAAUGUAGUCACUGCAAUGGACAACUUUCGAUGAGUAGCUACUCAUCCAUGGACGAAGUUCUAUAUUGCAAGCCUCAUUUCGAGCAACUCUUCAAGGAGACUGACAGCUUUUCUAAGAAAUUUCAGACAUCUGGAAAGUCACAAACUGAAUUGACUAGGACCCCUAGCAAACUGUCCUCUAUGUUCUCUGGGACCGUAGACAAAUGUGCUGUAUGCACCAAAACUGUGUAUCCACUAGAGAAGGUUACCAUGGAGGGAGCGUUCUAUCACAAGUCAUGCUUUAGGUGUAACCAUGGGGGUUGCUUCCUCUCACCAUCAAACUGUGCUGCUUUGGAUGGCAUUCUUUACUGCAAACACCACUUUGCCCAACUGUUCAAGGAGAAGGGUAGCUACAACCACCUCACCCAGACUGCUUCACUAAAGAAAAAUGGAGCUCCAAUGCCAGAACCGAAACCUAAUGGAUCACAAGCAAAACAGGCAGAAGUAACAGAAGAAGCAAAACCAGUAGCAGAAGCAGAAGCAGCCCAAGAGACACAAGAUUCAGCCCCACAAGAGCAAUUAUGAUAAUUUGCACCAACCAUGUUGCAUUAAGUUUGUGUGUGGUGUUGGGAUUUUUAGAAGCAGGUCCAAGGGGCUUCUAUAAUUGUGUCACUUCCACCAAAUGCCAGAUGGAGGGAAACAUUUUCUUUGUAAAGCAUUUGAAUUGAAGUCUUGUGAAAUUGAAAGGCAUGUUGAACUGUGAAUUUCAAUAUAUUGAAGUGAGUCAAACUUAAUUUCCUCCGGCAAAUGCGACAAAAAAUUGUUCCAUCAUGUGAUUCUUUGUGGGUAUUCAUCAUCAAG